UUGAGUCUGUUGCCUUUGUGUAAUUGGCCUUGCGCUGAGUCCUGGGAACUAAAGAUUGAAGAAAUUCCAGCAGAGGGGAGCCGGGCCUUUGGCAAAGUGUGCUCAGGGAUUAAAGAAGGAGGGAAACAUUCUGAUGCAUGAGGAGAUUGCCGAGUCAUUUAGGAAGAGAAGAGUGGAAGAACGAGAGGGAGACAGGGGGUGAAGUGGUUCAGCACCCUGGUCCCUUCCUGGUGGGGCGUGGGCGCUCAACUCCAAGGAUUAAUUUUGUUACUCGGCCAAGGCAACCGUGUCAGCUGUGCAAGCCAACGGAGAUGAAAUAGACCGUGACAGAUAGACGUUUGUGACGGGCUGAUAUCUCUGUGCAUUUGCAGCUGACCACUAGACAAAAAAUGAUGGAGAGAAACAAGGAGUAAGGAUAUCUCUGAUCCCUGUACGCAUCCAACCCUGAUGCAUCAUGACGGCUGUUGAGCAGAAGGCAAUGGGUGACAUUGGGGAGUAUCCCGACCAGCCACUGCAAGAUAGACAGAUGAUGAGCGAGAAGGUAGCCAACAACAUGAUUAAGGACAACAUCCAGCCAUUUGGGAUGGACAAGGCACUGUGUAGUGAUCUUAAGACUGCUGGAGCAGACCUGGAAGACACAGAAGAUGAUGAAGACAUUAAAAUCAACGGUGAUUCGAAAUCUGAAGACGGCGGAUCACAGCAUCAACACGAAAACGGACCACGAAAGGAAAAUGGACCACCGGAGGAUGUAGCUUGUUCAGAAUGCCAUGGACAAUUCACCAGUUUACAAACGUACAUGGAACACCGAUGCAAAGCCUCCAAAUUUUCCUCUCAGCAGCAGAAUGAGAGUGUUGAAGAGUGCGACACAGCUGGUGAGAGUGAUGGGGCCGUAUCCAUGAGCGGAGAUGAAAGUGAACUCAGUGACAUGGAGAAUUUUGAGGGUGAGAUUGUUUAUAGGCCCGACGGGUCUGCUUAUCUCGUGGAUGGAUCGGAGCUGUCGGAUAAUGAAAGUGCCCAACACCAAUCAACGAACCCACCAAGUGUUGACCGGCAGCCAUUAAAGGACACCGGCAAUAUGUCUGCCUACCCAGGGAUUGUUAACUCCCUACAUGUACCCGCCUACAUGACCAUUGGCAACCUGGCACAGUUCAGCAUGGGCCAGCUUGCCACUCCUAUAGUGCACAGCUUCCGCGUGUAUGAUGUAAGAACAGGCAAGGAAAAUGACCAAGAAAGCACAGAGACUAAGCCACAGGAGGAAGAGCAUCAUUCUGUCAGCGAGAAUGCUGUGGAGGGCCAUGGUAAGCCCAUCCUCAUGUGUUUCCUGUGCAAACUGUCCUUUGGAUUUGCCAAGUCCUUUGUUGCCCAUGCAAGCAAUGACCACAAAUUGACUCUCAAUGAAGAGGAGAGAAAAAUCAUGGCCCGCAAAGGCCAGUCAGCUAUUGUACAGGGUCUUGGAAAGGAAAAGAGCCCCCUGUUGUCCUUCCUUGAAGCCACUGCCAUCAAAUCACAGCCCAGCCAUCUACCAAAUUUCAAACACACACCACCUUCCAGUGAAUAUUUGCAAACUGUGUUUCCAUCAGCCACGUCGUCAGUUAGCUAUGUGUAUCCCGUAAACGUCACCAUCAGUACUAGCUCUCCCCUCACUACCACUGUCACAGCUACCUCAUCUCGCACAUCACAUCAGGAUAGUGUUGUGGCUGCAGACGUGGACACUGUCUCUGGCUCUGGUAGUGAAGGACUGAAUGUACCGGAAAAACAAGCACCACCUGGUCUCCUUGCAAUCGCCAAAAGUGAGACUGAUUCUUCAGGACCAAAUAAGGACAAUAGUGUUUCCCUCGACAAUGAAAACAAUACUAAGAAAUGUGUAGAUAUGCCAAGUGCUGAACAAUCUGAAAUACUCAACAAGGACUGUUCUUCUCCAGAGAAUAGUCAUUCCGCAGAAACUGCCGAAGGGUCAUUGGCACCGAAAAAAGACUGUUGCAAACCGUUGGCUGAAACUGCACUGGAAACUUCAAGUCCUAGUUUUUCAACAAAAUACCUGGAGCCAAGGAAGGCAGAUGUAAGACAAAGCCCAAGUCCAAGCACCAGUUCGAACUGUCAGACACCCCGUCAACAAGAGGCUGAAUCUCCUUACCCUGGGAGCUUAGCUGAAGAGAGCUCCUCCCCACGACCAAGCAGUCGAGACACCUGCACCCCCUCUGAUUGCUGUGCUUCCAAUGGGAAAAUCUCCAGUAGUGUGGAGUGUCCAAAGUGUGACAUGGUCCUGGGCUCAUCCCGCUCUCUAGGUGGGCACAUGACUAUGAUGCACUCUCGAAACUCCUGCAAGACACUGAAAUGCCCCAAAUGCAACUGGCACUACAAAUACCAGCAGACACUAGAAGCACAUAUGAAAGAAAAGCAUCCAGAGAGCGAGUCCAAAUGUCCCUAUUGCGAGACCAAUCAGACCCAUCCACGGCUGUCUCGUGGUGAAACAUAUACGUGCGGGUACAAGCCAUACCGCUGUGAUAUCUGCAAUUAUUCCACUACAACCAAGGGUAACUUAAGUAUUCACAUGCAGUCGGAUAAGCAUCUAAACAAUGUUCAAGAGCUGCAAAAUGGAAGUGACCAGUUAUUUAUGCAUACCAGCAAAGUAGGAGGUGAGAUGCCUCCAACACUAUCAUCCACAUCUUCAACCAAAGCUAAGCCUAAGCAUACAUGGCGAUGCGAUGUGUGUGAUUACGAGACCAACGUGGCACGCAAUCUUCGCAUCCAUAUGACAAGCGAGAAGCACAUCCACAACAUGAUGGCCAUCCAGCAGAACGUCAGUCAAAUGCAGAGAGAAAUGCAGACAAACCUGACUGGCUUCCAACCCGAGGAGUCUAUGUACAUGUACAUGGCCCAGAAUAUGCUCCCAAUCAUGGCCCAAGGAGCGGAGGGUAUGGACAUGCAGAGCAUGAUGAACUAUAAUUAUGACCCAGCGGCUUAUGCCGCUAUGAUGGGCAGCAUGGCUCUUGGUGUGGCUCCCACCCCUGACCAGCCACGGACGCAGGAAGAACAAGCUAGUGUCUCACCAGAUGACCUCCAGAACAACGAACCCCUGAGGUUGUACCAAUGCUCCGUCUGCAACAAGUUCAGCACUGAUUGUCUGGGCACGCUGCAACAACACAUCUCACGGGAUCGUAGCGAGCCAAAUGAGGAGCUUUGGCGCAUCAUAAUUGGGGACGUGCAGCAGUGUGCUCUCUGCAACUACACUACCCAGGUGAAAGCCAAUUUCCAGCUCCAUAUGAAGACCGAUAAACACCAGCAGAAACUGCAGCUAUUCAACCACAUUAGAGAAGGAGGCAAGCAAAAUGAGUGGCGGCUGAAGUACAUGAAUGUUGGCAACCCAAUUCAGCUUCGUUGCAAUGCCUGUGAUUACUACACUUAUAGCACGGACAAGCUUCACACCCACACCCACAGUAGUAACUACCGCCAUGAAACAAGCAUGAAGCUCUUCCGGCACCUGCAGAAAAUCAACAUCACCAUCAACCCUGAGUCUCGUACCUUCCACUGCCCCCUGUGCAACUACUCCACCAAAGCCAAACUCAACUUGAUACAACAUGUCCAAUCUUUGCAGCACAUUAAGAAUGAGGAAAAGUUGACCAAAGCUUCACCAAAGGAAGGGUUGACAGCUGAUGGUGCUUUGGAUCUUUCAAGGAAAGACAGACCAUCACCAACUUCUACUGCCUCUACACCAAGGGACCAAGAUAAAGAAACUGGAGAGCCCGAAGCCAAACGUCCCAAAUUACCUCAGGAGAGUUCUUCAUCAGGGAGACCCAGAACAGAAUCACGCAGUAACCCAAACACUACUCAGAUAUAUUCCUGCCCGUAUUGUAAAUACAGCAGCAUUGAUCAGCAGCGUAUAUCAGCCCAUGUGGUGUCCCAGCACAGUAUCAAACCUCAGCCAAUUUUGCGUUGCCCCCUGUGUCAGGAAGUCUGCACCAACAAGAUUAAUCUGGAGGUCCACCUGAUGGACGCUCACAGUGUCUCCCGGGAGUGCAUGCAACGAUUGAUGUUGACCAGUGAAUGGGUGAUGCCGACCACUGCCACCCCUCCAGCUACCACACCGCCAUUCAUCCAGGGUACCAAUCCUGCCAUGGAAGCAUUGGCACAGGCUGGCCUGAAACCUCCCCCUGCUGAGUCACCAGCACCACCCUCCAUAGAACCAAUGAAGAUGGAAUUGCAGGAAAAACCAGCACGAGAAUCUCCAGGACCCUCAAGCGACACCGAGAGUACAGAUUUAUACCGUUGCCAGAAGUGUCAUCUUGUAUUUGCCAACAUCGAUCAACUCUAUGCCCAUCAGGACCAAAGCUGUCCCCUCACUGAGCAGGACACCCCAGGCGGACCAGGUUUUCUCUGCUGGAAGAAAGGUUGUAACCAGUAUUUCAAAACUGCCUCUGCACUUCAGAUGCACUUCAAGGAGAUCCAUGCCAAACGUCAGCAGUCUGCCAGUUCUGAACGCCACAUGUACAAGUUCCGCUGCACUCAAUGUAGCCUUGCUUUCAAAACCGAAGAAAAGCUGAACAAUCACAUGCAGUAUCACCUGUUGCGUGCUGCUACUAAGUGUCCUGUGUGCCAGCGCAUGUUCCGCUCAGUCCCUGCCCUACAAAAUCACAUUGAGACAUCCCAUCAGGACCUGAGCAAUGCCGAGUUGCUUCAGUACUAUAACUCAGUAUCAAAUGGAGACAUGGUGCCACCAUCCAAACCUGUUGAGGAUUCCCCUAGCUUCGAUGAAGUUCCUAAUGAAAAUGAGCAGGUUGAUCGCUUAGAUCCAUCACAAGAUGAGAGUCAGAUGGAGGCUGAAUCUGUAGAUGGAACCAUUGAUAGUUCUGAUGCCGGUAAAGAUGAUGCUGGUCGACAGGUAGAGACUCCCAAUAGCCAGGAAGUUGAUAGUCUCUCCGAGGAUGGGAGUCAAGAUGGGGGCAAGUACAUUGACGAUGGUUCUUACACUGAUCCUGUCCGAAAGUACAAAUGCCAUAGAUGUCGGUUGGGCUUCAUGCGUCAGAGUGAGCUGAGCAGCCACAAUAAAACAAUGAUGCAUCGUAAAGGUGACCGCAGCUUGACUGCCUUCCAACUCCAGAGAUACUGGGACCCCAACCGCCCAUAUAAGUGUGAUGUAUGCAAAGAAUCCUUUACUCAGAAGAACAUCUUGUUGGUGCAUUACAACUCUGUCUCUCACCUUCAUAAAUUAAAGCAGAGUUUGAAUGAACCCACCGAAACCGAGGCUUCAGUUGAAACUGGUGAUGGGAAACCUUAUCGCUGUAACUUGUGUAAAGUUGCCUACAGUCAAGCAACCACAUUAGAAACACACAUGCGUUCUGUACUGCAUCAGAGCAGGGCAGCCAAACAAGAGCUCCAAGGCACUAGUACGGAGCGGGAAGAGGCUACUCUUGAACAGAACAGCUCUGUGGAAAAUGGUGAACUGACUUCCCCGAAGGCUCCAGGAUACUCAACUCCCCAGCAGGUACAAGAAAUUCAUGCACAACAGCUCCAACAAGCUCAAGCAGCCCAGCAGAUGCAGCUUCAGAUGCAGCAAAUACAACUCCACCAGUUACAGCAACUACAGCAGGCUCAGCUUCAACAUUUUCUGCAGCAGCAAGGUGUGACCCAGAUUCAGUCUGAGGCUGCUCAGCAAUUGCAGGCCGAGCUGGCACUUGCAACAUUGGCAGGAUUCCCUCCAGGUAUGAUGCUACAACCUGGGCAGAUGCUUCCUCAGCCAUGUGUUUACAGCUGUAAUAAAUGCUCCUCGGUCUUUGUGAGCCAGGAGGCACUUGCACAGCAUCAGCAGACGCAAUGUAGGAGUGCACCAUCCUCAGAAAGUGCAACUACUCCAGCAACACCGCCGGCCACCCCCAAACCAGGUAUUCCUGAGGCUUCCAUUAAUCAACAUCCAAGACGGAUUCGCACAUCUCAAGUGCAACGAAAGCUUCUUGAAAGUUAUGGCUUUGACCUUGUGCAACAGUUUAAUGAAUUUGCUCAGGGUCUACCAGCUAGCAUUGCCCAGGAAGACAAAUUUUACUGCAGUGAAUGCUCCAAGGAGUUUUCCAGUAUCUUUGUCUACAAAGCUCAUCUGGAAGAGCUUCACAAGAAGGUUUUGACCAUCAAAGAAAUUGAGAUGUAUUCAAAGAAAUUUAAAGAUGAGUUGUUGGAGAACAAUUUCGAAGAUGAGGAUAAAACAGAAAACGAUAAGCAAGACAAAGAUGAUAAGCAGAGUGAGAAGCAAAUUGAGCAAAAUGGGGAAGUCAAAGAGGAACCUAAUACUGACGGAUCGACUCACACUCAGAUGACUGAGGAACAGCAUAUCGCAGCCCAACUUGCUGCAGUGCAGUAUCUCCAACAAACACAACAGGGUCAGAUGUCUGCAUCUCAGUCCAUGCCUCCUCCUCCUCCACCACAGAUGCUACUGUCAAGUGCAUUCCCAUUGUCCAUGAUGCAGUCCAUGCAGCCGCUGCCUGGGAUGCAAAAUUUUGGUGGCAUGAUGCAAGGAAUAACUCCUAGCCAGGCCACUAUGCCUGCCAUGCAGGCUGUCCAGUAUGUGGAUCCCAACUACAUGCAGAAGUCACCAAAACGUGCUCGCACACGCAUAACUGAUGACCAAUUGAAAAUCCUGCGGGCCUACUUUGACAUUAAUAACUCUCCUACUGAGGAACAGAUUGCAGAAAUGUCACAGAAAUCUGGGCUGCCCCAUAAGGUCAUCAAGCACUGGUUCCGAAACACUUUGUUCAAAGAGCGACAGAGAAACAAAGAUUCACCCUACAACUUCAACAACCCUCCUACCACCACACUCCAAGAUGUGGAGAAAUCUGCUCAGUUGAAAGCAAAGCAAGAGGUGGCAGCAGCUCAGGCAGCUGCUCUGGCAGCUGAGCAGGCAGCAGCGGCUUGUGCAGCAGCUGCUGCAGCUGCCGCUGCUGCAUCAGCUUCAGCAUCGGCUACAGAGGCAAAGCAAUCCUCGCCAGCUCCUGUUUCAGGCGGUGGUGGUUACAGCAACAGGAAGAGGAGCAGAGGAGGCAGCAGCUAUUUUAGUGAUGGCUCUUUAUCUUUGACAACUUCAGUGUCAACUCCAAUACCAGUCAUUUCACUGCCAUCAGCACCUCUGACACAACCUUCCCUGGUACGUGUACCCACAGCAACACCAACUGAUACUUCAAUAGCAUCAUCUGCAACUCUUUCUUCACCACCUGCACCACCUUCUGAACGUGAUUCUUCUCCAAAACCUGAGAUGAAAAAAAUUAAUGUAAAGCAAGAAUUGGUCCCUGAGAAAGUUUUUUCCGAGCCUGAACAACCACGGCCAAAGUCACCUACACCACCUCCAGCUGAUUUAGACACACCAAAAGACCCAAAGACUCCACCUGCGGAAUUUAAAACUCACAUUAAGUCAGAAAAUUCUCAACAGAAAUCCCCCAUUCAAAGAGACAGAGAAAGUAUGGCAAGUGUUAGUUCAGUUAAUAGUGUCUUCACAUCUGAACCACAAACAGGUUUUUGUGGCCCGCUGACCACUACAUCCUCACCGACUACGCCUACCUCAACCUACUCCGAGCUGGCCUCCCCUAUACUGUCACCAAUUUCCCCAGCUCAGCAUUCAAUGCCAUCUGCUACCUCCCCAACACGAAGUUGCAGUGGUUCAGGGACAAAACGCUCAGGCAGAACACGCUUCACAGAUUAUCAGGUCAAAGUGUUGCAAGAGUUCUUUGAGAAUAAUGCCUACCCAAAGGAUGAUGACUUGGACAACAUGUCACGAUUGCUGAAUCUAAGUCCUCGAGUGAUAGUGGUCUGGUUCCAGAAUGCGAGACAGAAGGCACGGAAGAUCUUUGAGAAUCAGCCUCUUGUGGACAGUGGAGACUCGGAAGGUGAGGGAAGCAAUCGCUACAAGAGAACCCCAGGUAUGAACUACCAAUGCAGUAAGUGUUUGCUAGUAUUCCAGAGAUUCUAUGAGCUGAUUCGGCAUCAGAAGUUGCAUUGCUACAAAGAUGAUGAGGGCAGCAACCGCUCUUCUCAGGUCAGUCCGAGUGGUGGUCCAUCCUGUACCUCACCCAUGGCAAAGAGCACAGCUAGCAGCACAAGUAGUGUCACUUCUGAGACCGUGUUCACCAAGUCUGAAGAGAAGGCACCCAAAAUGGAGGCUGAGCCAAAGGCUGAAUCUAAACCUUCAAGCGCUGUGCAGGAGAGUCAAGCUCCAGUAGUGCACUACCAGUGUGAGAAAUGCAGCCUUGUCUUCCCUCACUUUGAUCAAUGGCGGGACCAUCAGCAGGUGCACAUGAUGAAUAUGGGUCUGUUUGGUAGCUACCUCCCACAGCAGUUACCAUACAACAUGAUGUAUCUUUCGUAUCCUGAAGCCAUGAAUGGUGUUACUCCCGAGCAAUACUUAAAUUACCUGAGCAACAAGAAGGCAAACGAGUCUCCCACAAAAAGAAAGUUUUCUGAAACAAGUGAUGAUGUGAUGGGACCUUCCACCUCUGAAAGUCCAGGUGACAAUGGAGACCAGCCUAAAGAUAAGCGCCUCCGGACUACUAUAUCACCAGCUCAGCUUGAUGUAUUGUAUGCUAAGUACCGAGAGGACAGUAAUCCUACUCGCAGAAUGCUGGACAUGAUCUCAAAGGAGGUUGGGCUCAAGAAACGAGUGGUUCAAGUGUGGUUUCAAAACACUCGUGCAAGAGAGCGCAAAGGGCAGUUCCGGCUUUCUGGGCUUAAUCAGAUGUGCAAGUGUCCAUUUUGCAGGGCUCUUUUCAAGACCAAGUCGGCACUGGAGGCUCACAUUAGAACCCGUCAUUUUGAGCAACAAAUCACCAGCAGUCAAAUGGAAGCCAUUUUGGCUCAGAUGCCUGAGUGCGAGGAUACUGGAAUGCUGAGCCCUACGUUUGAAAACUCCUCUGGCAGCAAUCCCUAUUCCAUAAGUCCGAGCCUCUCCCAGGAUGGUGAACAUGCUGUUAAUCUGUCUUCCUCCCUGAAAAUCCGUCGAAAAGGAGAAGAAUUGAUUGUCAUUUCGGAUGACUGUAGUAGCCAAGAUGGAGCUGAAAAUGCCAAUGAGUCAGGGAAUUCUGAUGAGUCAGAAAUCAAGCAAAGAGUCAGGAAUGAUAGUGGGCAUGACUCUGAGGGAAACAGAAAAGAGCUGCCUAAACAGUGGGAGGGAACACCUUCCAGGAGUGGCAGCGAGUCAUCUCAACUACAAAUGGAUGAAGACUCCAUCAACAAAGAGUCUGACAUGCUGUCCCCUACCAGCAGUAUGGUCGGUGAAGACUUCUAUGAGAACACCCUAUCUGAGGCAGGUUCCAUGGAUAGAAGUGAGGAUUCGUUUAGUAAUCUAGAUGAGGCAGAGAGAAUGAGGAUGCGGGAAGCAAACAAGAGAUAUCGCACACAGAUGAACCAACUACAGCUGAAGGUUCUUAAACACUGCUUCGCUGACUAUCGAACUCCAACCAUGCACGAGUGUGAAUUGCUAGGACAGGAGGUGGGACUGCCCAAGCGAGUGGUGCAGGUCUGGUUCCAGAAUGCAAGGGCCAAAGACAAGAAAUGUAAGACAGUUGUUACCAAACAGUUUGGCAUGAUUGGUCCUGCCAGUGAUGGACUGCCUGAUAUGUGCAAGUUGUGUGGGGUCAAAUAUUCCAUGGCCAUGUCCGUGAGGGACCAUGUAUUCACAGAAGUGCACAUCCGUAGUGUCAAAAAGCAUGUUGGUCAGGAGAUUGAGAAGGAUUCUGAGGACAGUGCUCGGUUCUUGUCCCUUCAGCAGAAGGUGCAUGGUCAGCAACCGCAGCAACAGCAGCAACAGCAACAGCAAGCUGUACCAUCUGGCCAGCAAUUUUUACCAGCAGCUGCUGCUGCCGCCGCCCAUGCAAUGAUGCCAGCAGCUAUUAAUCCAGUUACUGCUGCUCAGAUCCAGACCAUUCAGGCAAUGCAUGCAGCACAGAUGAUUUCACCACAGAUGGCCUCUCAACAAAUGGCCGCUGUCGCAGCUGCUGCUGGUAUGCUACCAGGUUCCUCAGCAGGAUCCAGUAAGCAGGAAGGGAGGAAGGAUUCCAGCGUCAAACAAGAACCCAAAGACGAAGAACAGGCAGCUCAGCAAGCCAUAUUAGCCCAGCAACAGGCAGCGGCAGCAAUGCUAGCUCAACAACUGAACAUCCCAACAUCCAGGACGGAUCAAGCUCUAAUGUCGUACCUCUAUGGUGGUGUGCCCCCUUACUACUCCCAGAUGCAAAUGAUGUACCCUUUCUACGCUGGAGGCCAAGAAGCUGCCAUGCUUGCUGCUUAUGAACAGUCCAUGCAAGCUGCAGGGAUGCUCCCACAGAUGGCAGCACAUAUGUAUGUUGCCAACCCACUUGCUGCAGCAGCUCAGGUCCCAUCCAAGAGCACAGAAACACCAAGACCAAAGUCCAGCACCAGCAAGGAGCAGCAAGAAUCUACUUCCUUCCCUGGGGACAAGGACAAGCUGAUCCUCCGGCCAAAGUCCUCAACAAAUCGCUACCUCUGCAAAAAGUGCGAGAAGGUCUUCACGGACCAGGACUCGGUCACAUCUCACCAGGUCACUGCUUGCUACCUAGGUCAGGUUGUCAACACAGAUGAGACUGUGGAGAAGCUUCCAUCCAAUAGGUUCCUGUGCCAAGCCUGUCCCAGGGAGGUGCUGAUAACCGAGGAGGAUGUCAACAAGCAUCUGCAGUCGGGGGGACAUGAGAGGAACGCUGCUCUGAGACGCUCCAGCAGCAGUAGUAGCAGCAGAAAGAGUCAUAGCACCAAGCAUCACCGGCAUCACCAUCAAAGUAAGCACUGAAAAUUGUUGAUUCUGUAUAAAGAUUUAUCUUGUAAAGUGAUAUAAGAGUGAAAGGUAGACUUUGCUGAACUGUGUGCCUAUCAGCUCAUAUUACUCAGUAAAAAACCUGAAUGUGUGACAGCUAUAUAUGUUAUUUAGAAGAGAUCCAUGUUUGUUUGAAAUAUUUAAUUGAGACUAAUGUGGAUUCAUUUUAUGCAUAAAAUUUAAUUUGAGCCGAAGUUUGUCCUGUUUGAUGACGUUCAAACAUAAACUUUGCAAUUGUUAAAAGGCAUAAAUGAAGUUGAACUGCCAAACACAAACUCUUCUAUGGACCAAUAUGAAUUUUUUUUUUACCUAGCUGCCCCCACCUUUCCUAGUGGUUUUUUUUUUUCAUAGGAAUUAAGAAUACUUUCAGAUUGAUAAAUACUGAUAUAUGCACUGUUUGUCAUUGCCCACUGUCCUGAUCAGAAAAAGUUUAAUAAAUUUGUAAUAGCACCUAAGUUUGACUCUCUGAAAGUUGUACAUGUACAUAAAAAGCCAUGAAAUGGUAAAUUAUAAAUGGUGUUGAUUGUAACUGGUUCUAGUUCUAUGAUGGUGCCUGUAUUUCAUUUUGAUUUUUGUAAUAAACCGGAUUAUUCACGUGUACAGGUUUACUGUUGAUUAUCUUUGAAUAUUUUUACUGCAGGGAUUGGACAGAAAGGUUUUCAUGACCUGUCAAUACUUUGCACUGCGUCUUGCAUUCAUUUUUCAUUGUGAAACAGUGCUUAGUCGGAAGAAAACAAAACCAACGAAACUGAUUAUUUUUCUUUUGUGGGAUUUUUAUGUAAUUGAUGAGAAUCCAAACAACAUAGAAAACAAAGGUUAUAGCUUGGAAAGAAAAGGAAGAAAUGAUUGAAAUGACGUGUAAUAGGUGAGAAUUUCUUUGGAAAUUAAAGCUUCAGAUCUGCUUCUGGUGACACAGAUGGGAUGAUUUGAAUAUCAAAAGAAUUGUAUAAUUUGUAUAAAAAAGGAUGAUAGAAACAUGUAUGGCAGUAGAGUACAUGUUGCUGAUGUGUAGAAUUCAUAUAUUACUCACUGACACCGAUUAAAAGAACUAUUCACCAACUCCGUGUAGAUGGUUAGAUUUUGUGUGUAUAUAUAUAAGAUACCUAUAUGUACAAUUAAUAACGAUUUGUAGUAGAGUUUAGUAGUAUCCCCUCCUGUGUGAUAACUCUCCCAGCUUUCAGUGGACCAUGGCACAUAGAUGCCUCUAAUUUAAUAAAACACCUUAGUCUAGAUUUAACUGAUCAUCAGGACUGCAUUGAUCGCAGAGAUAUAUUUUUUGUCAGCUGUGCUUUUUUGUCGUCGCUAUUAUUUUUUUUAACAGAGGGAGAAAUUUUGCAAAUUGCAGUCGCUGUCUCUUGUGGUCACGGCUUUCUCUUGUUUCCUUGUCCGUUGUAUGGGAGUGAAUAAGUGAAUAGUGCGUUCACUGGUGUGGCUGCAUUGAGUGGAAAGAAUGGUACUAAAUGAAAUAAUGCAUGCCAUAGAAAUGGAAGAGUUCAUCACCAUAAUCGGCGUUUGAUUCUCCACGUUGGAUAAACAAGUGGGACCUGAAUGGGGCAUUUAACUGGAAUUUGUCCUGGGUGUCACACGAUACUGAUUUCUGAUCUGUGGGAGGCAUUCUCUUGUGUGGUUUCUGUAAACACCGGGCAGUGUAAGAUACAGAACUGUGUGGAUGAUCCCGCUGUGUAUCAAGUUUUAAUUAUUGAGAAGGGGGGUAAAAAGUGGGGCACAUAAUGUCGAUGUCCAAGUACAUUCUGACCGACUGUCAGAUUGUAACUUGAGAAACCAUGGGAGAUAGCCGGAGUUUAAUUUCCUGUAGUUGCACUUGAAUAUUAAAAAAAAAAAAAUCUGACCAAAUGAAAAAAAAAAAGGUGAAAAAGUCUGCAUGGGCAUGUGAAACUCUACCCUCCUGGUAUGAUGAAAUAGAAAUGUCAAUAGCCUAAAUGAAAUGGUGCAUAUCUUUUCAAGAGGUGCAGGGCAAAUAGAAUUGGACUUUUGUGCUGAAGUAUGUAGACUAGUCCGGUUAAGAGAUAUACUGUGAUGAGACACCAAACUGAGGUUGCUAAUAAGUUAUCAAUAUUCACUGUAAUUGUUGUAAUUCUGUACAGUUAAUGACUGCAAAGCAGUCCCUUUCAUUUGAUUUGGUGUCCAUUUUAAAAUUGGAGAUGGUCAGACGUAUCCUGAUUUUCUCAAAAAGAUUUAUUAGUGAUGUAUUUCAGAAGAGUCAAAAAAAGAAAACUGUGAGUGAGAUCAAUGAAAAAGUGGCUGACGUACAGUUCAUUUACGACCAAAACACUUAGUUUUAUUGGUUAUAUUUUUUUUGCUUGCUGCAUUUCUAUAAUCACAAAAACAAAAAUGAACAGCUUGUAUGAUGCGUUGAUAAUUUUUUUGAAAGAAUUUUAUUAAUAAGGUAGAAAUGACUAAUAACGUUUGAAGUACUACAGAUGUAAUUUAAAGAUGUAAAAGCAUACUAUUGGACAUAGAGUUAAGCUAAUUAGAUAUACACAGACCAAUGCAUCAAUGAAUUUUUUAUAGCCUGCCAAAAUAUCUAUAGAUACGGUGCACGAACUCUUAUCACAGAAUGAAUAAGUGUAGGGCUCACACAUUAGGUGUUGCCAGAGCACAAACCAGCACAGAUUUUUCUAUGUAGUGUUUAUUUUUUUGUAUUGCUGCUGUGUUGAUAUAUUUACAAAAUAAGUCAGUGUUUUCCCUGCAAGCUUUGAUUUAAGGAAGGAAAAAAAAUAAAUGAAAAUUUAAAAUAAACCAAAAAAAAAAAGAAGCUGUUUGGUCCCAUUAGAUUGUUGCUUAAAAGCAAAGAUGUCUUUGUCUAGUGUUGUAAUAUGUUCAUUGUACAUGGCAUCAGUCAUUGGCCAAAGGAGUAAAAAAGAAAUAUGGAAAUAGCUUUUUUCCAGAGCUUUUGAAACAAAAUGAAAAAUUUUAAAAAAAAAAAGCUGAAUGUGUAACCAGGUGUACAUAAUGUUAAAAUGAUGGUUAAUAUGUAGUGCAUUUGGUGUUUUCUUAACCCUUUUUUAGUUAAAGAAGCACCUGUAGAGGCCUGUUUGUAUGCAUGCCAUGUUUUUAUAACUGUCAAGCUUCAAGCACACAACGACCAAUUUAUCUGCUGAAUCUAAGCUUUGCGUAUUAUUGCUCUUGAACAAUGUACAUUGAGUUUUUUCCUUAAUUCAGAUGACCAAGAUUGUAUGGUGCAACUCUAUUUUAUGCAGCGAUCCGUCGUAGGAAACUCUGAAGUUUAAUUGCAACAAUUUAAUUCAAAAAGGGGUUGGGGAAUUCUUUUCUUUUGAACAUUACUGCUACCCUUGUGUUAUGCACUUCUGUGUCUCUAGGAUGUUUAGGGGGAAACUCUGAAUGCUAAAUAUCUGGGUUUAUUGUGAUCUCGUUGCGUGAUUGUAAAGAUGGCUACUAGUGCAAGUGUUCUUGAAAUGAUUAGAAUGGCCAUUAUGUUAGAGAUGGAUAUGGUCGGUAUGUUAAUCACACACAGUGUUUGUGGUUGUAAUUUCCUGAAUGUUGACCCCCAAAAAAGCACCAGAAAUGGAAUGGUUUGUUAAGCAACCGUUCUUCCUCAUAAUUGGCUGGGGUUGUCUGCAAUUUUGUAAUUGGAUGACCUACGGAAGUCUUGCACCAUUGUGUAGUAUUAAGAAAACCUCCUUGGAAAGGCCGAGAAAAACGGCGAAGGAUAGUAAUUAUAUUGAAGCUAAGAAUGAAAUAUCUAUGUAGUAAUUCUCAGUGAUUUAUGAUCAGUGGAUUAAAUUCAAGCAGAUAAAUCUGAAAACUUUAAUCAACUGCACCACACUGUAAAUAUGACGUGCACAAAUGCCAAAUAAAUCUUUUAAAAAGAAAUAAACUGGCCAAUUAGCAGCACGGCACAUCACACGGAAUUGAAGGCAUGUAUUUAUACAUUUGAUGAUUAAUUUCAACGGUAGUAAAAAUUAAUGAAAUCUGCCGAGACGGUUUGUUAUAUUACACACACAAGUAAAACGAGAGAAAGAAAAACAAACUGGAGAAAAUUAGAAUGACUCGCAUUCGGUUACUGCAAUUUUUUUUCUUUCGAGAUGAAAAUUAAUCUGAAGUUGUUUUGCGUUUGGAGGAAGAAAAAAACAAACAAACCCAAGCCAAGCCAUGAUGUCGACUCUCAAAGGAAGAAUUUAUGAUAUGUUCUGUCUGCCAUGUAAGAAUGUGUUGGUACAGAUCAAUUCAAACAUUUGGACAUGAAUUAAUUUCACAAUGAAAAGCCUCAAACUUGAACAAUUGGUGUGUAAACCUUGAAAUAGGUUGCCUGUAUGAUAACGUCACAUUUGUAUUACUAUCACAAGUAGCUGUUUUGUUGUAAACUGAGGCUUGGACUUGUCAAAUUUGAUUUGGUGUAAACAGAAAUGUAUAAACAGUCGGUAUAAAAACCUUGGUGUAUUUAUGCACAAAAUAAUGAAACCUAGAUUACUGUAGUCUUCGGUAGUAUUUGUAUAAAACCACAGUACUGUUUGCUACUGUUCAGUGGACUAAUGCAAGUCUACUCCUUGUGUGCACUUGUGCCAAACUGUCAAAGAAAAAAAAUUGAGAAAAAAAAACUUUAAAAAAAAAACAACUUGAUGUUCAAAACUAAGCGUGUCUUCUAUUUUUGUUUGGACAAAACAAAUUUUUUAUAUUCUAUAUGGGAUGUUUGUUAACGUAGCUCCCUGCUGCUAUGCUCUGCACCCAAACUUCGUUCGCUUAUAUUAUUAUUUUCUUGCAUUUUUGUACUUUUCUUAUGUUCAUGCAGUCAUUUAAUAGUAUAUAUCUGAUUAUUUUUCAUUAUGGUACACGUAUAUUUAUCACAUGCCAGAUAAAUUCCUUUUUUUCCUCAUUUGUUUAUAUUGUUUAUUCAGUUUUGGUUAGUUUUGAUUUAGUACAUUGCUUAAUAAGUUUUGUAUUUCUGGUCAUGUGAUUAAACGUAAUGAGGUACUAAAACGAAAAAAAA
Molecule: messenger RNA, 15770 nt
Organism: Patiria miniata (bat star)
Lineage: Eukaryota; Metazoa; Echinodermata; Asteroidea; Valvatida; Asterinidae
Product: zinc finger homeobox protein 3-like
Biological process (GO): regulation of transcription by RNA polymerase II
Cellular component (GO): nucleus
Molecular function (GO): RNA polymerase II cis-regulatory region sequence-specific DNA binding; DNA-binding transcription factor activity, RNA polymerase II-specific; zinc ion binding
Source: RefSeq, a predicted model, not a curated record